This is a messenger RNA of Hibiscus syriacus, 966 nucleotides long. Its product is annotated as aquaporin TIP1-1-like. Gene Ontology annotation, biological process: water transport; transmembrane transport. Gene Ontology annotation, molecular function: water channel activity. Gene Ontology annotation, cellular component: plant-type vacuole membrane. NCBI's taxonomy places the organism in Eukaryota, Viridiplantae, Streptophyta, Magnoliopsida, Malvales, Malvaceae. The coding region runs from base 75 to 830 and encodes 251 amino acids. The transcript is spliced from 2 exons. The record is from RefSeq and is a predicted model, not a curated record.
ACCAGACCAAAAAAAAAACAUACCGAUUUCCACUCUCCUGCUCCGGCAACUAGAUUUUAGAUAUUCAGAUCAACAUGCCGAUCAGAAACAUAGCCGUUGGCCGGCCGGAAGAGGCGACUCACCCCGACGCUCUUAAGGCAGCUUUGGCUGAGUUCAUCUCGACCUUGAUCUUCGUUUUCGCGGGAUCAGGCUCGGGUAUGGCCUUCAACAAGUUGACCGACAACGGAGCAACCACCCCCGCUGGUCUUGUGUCGGCCUCCUUAGCUCACGGCUUCGCCCUUUUCGUCGCCGUCUCCGUUGGAGCCAACAUCUCAGGUGGUCACGUCAACCCCGCUGUCACUUUCGGAGCUUUCGUCGGCGGAAACAUCAGUCUCUUACGUGGCAUCCUUUACUGGAUCGCCCAACUCCUCGGCUCCACCGUCGCUUGCCUCUUACUCAAGUUCGCCACCGGCGACCUGGGCGUACCAGCUUUCGCAUUGUCCUCGGGCGUGGGAGUGUCCAAUGCUUUAGUUUUCGAGAUCGUGAUGACGUUCGGAUUAGUGUACACAGUGUACGCCACCGCCGUUGAUCCCAAAAGGGGAAGCUUGGGAACAAUCGCGCCAUUAGCAAUCGGUCUGAUCGUCGCAGCCAACAUCUUGGCCGGUGGAGCCUUCGACGGAGCCUCAAUGAAUCCGGCGGUUUCAUUCGGACCGGCCUUGGUGAGCUGGUCCUGGAGCAACCACUGGGUCUACUGGGUUGGACCCCUAAUCGGUGGUGGACUCGCUGGACUCAUCUACGAGUUCAUCUUCAUUAGCAACACACACGAACAGCUCCCCACCACUGAUUAUUAAACCUAGAAUGUUUAAGUCCCACGGAUUUUCUCCACUUGUUGAGUUUUUAUUGGCUUGUAUUUUGUGUUUAAUUUGUGGCCGUUGAUCUUUUUUACUUUUUCGUUUUCCGUAUCCUCAUCAUGCAUGUCCUGGAAAA